AUGCAUCCAGGUCUGUCAAGCUUACUGCGCACCCUUCAGUUACAAAAAAGCGAAAAGCGCACGAUAACAUCCAAACAGUUUGCCGCGUGCGUUACGCUACUAUUCCCCGACCCCCCAAAGCGGCAGUCUGCUGGCCGACCUAGCGAUGGGCUGAGCGUUAGCGCAAGCCGUUAUGUUUCACCAGGUUGGCAAAACGCACUUACUCUAUUGGAGCUAUCACGCUACUGCGACCCACCAAGUGCUCAAAAACGGAUAUCGAAGCCCCAUCACUCUGUUGAUGCGGUUGAAACCGAAACAACGGAAAGGAUACUUAAUCUCGGUCGGUUUCCCCUCCAUCCUGAUGGUUGGACAACUGCCCUCUCGGUGCUUGAACGAUGGCGACAGCUUCAAGGACCUGAAUAUGGCAAGUCCUUUCCGAACUCGCUGUCCGUUGAAGCUGCCGCCGAUCUCGCCUACCUUGUUAGUUUCAGCAAACCGACCGGAGAGGGUGUCACGCCCUCAUGGCAGGAGGUUCUGAGCCUGUACCAGUAUGCCGUGCGGCAUACCAUUGACUCCUCGGAUAAUUCCCGUAGCUUUCGCUCCCUCCUCCAAGGGAUGCGACACACUGUGUCAUCGGCGCUUCUUCAUAGUGGGGAGUGGCUGAAGGCAUUACAUUUGUUUAAGCACGCGCUCUACCAACAUGAUGCGCCUGAUAGCGUCUCGACUGGACACCUGAUUCACAACUUAGGUAAGAAGCAGCAAUGGGAGGCAGUGAUGGAGAUCUACGAAUUGUGUGUGGCACUACUGCAGCGUGAGCGUGCGACCCCGAAGUGUAGACGGUCUGUUGAGCUGCAGUGGAGACUGGCCAAACAGUGGGGAACUACUUUUUCAAUGGCCAUGACCACGGUGAGCAAAGAAGGCUGUCAGCCACACCUCUUGAAGUCAAUGCUGAAGACUUUGUUGCAAGAUUCAAAUAAGCUGUCACCUCUUCCUUCCUCAUCUAGGUCUGGCUUUUCCAUUCCGUUGGCGCAGCUGGACGGUAACUUUUUGGAAGCGGUGCAGUCUGUGGAGAAUGAAAGGGAGCGAGUUGAGAUCCUGGAAGAAGCUCGACAGGCUAAUAUUUUGGACUAUUAUAAACUCAUCCGUGGUCUGACAUCUAAAGGCAAGUUGGAUGAGGCAAUGGCUGUGUUCACAAAAAGUAUGCAAAGUGAUCCACCUAGCCUCUCCCGUCGAGAAAUUGGUUUAAGUCGUCUUCAUUUACUCCACAUUAGCUCUCUUGAACAUGUUGAAAAAACAGUUGAAGCGCUGCAACAAGUAAGAAACCGGAAGCAGAGCUUUGAGCUUCUUUUAAACAACGCGGAGGUGGAAUGCAUCCUGUCGAAGACACUCCAAGCAACUACUUCACCUCCCGUUUCGUCCUUGCCAACUUCAUCCACAUCAAUGUCCACCAAGGAAAUAGGUGCCUCGAAUUUUUGGAGGUACUGUUUGCAAAUUCUACAGAAAACCUAUGUGGAUUUUUGGCAAAUCGGUGCAAAGGCCUCUCGUAAACCGACAUUGGCGUCGCUCUCGUUUAUAUUACGGAACGAGAGCCUACCAUGGCAAAUAGCGCUACUUAUCGUAAACAAACAAAAAGAUCUUCCUGAUGAAAGUCCGCCUUCAGAAUCGCGGAACCAGUGGGAUACCCUCUCCUCAUCCACAACCAUUGUAAGUGGCAACACUCACAAAGCUCAAUCAGUGCCAACCAGAGUCCUUCUUCUUAAUGCUGCGGCACGGCUAUUGUAUAAUCAGGGGCAAUCGUCGAAAGCUGACGAUCUUUCUUUGAGUAUCAUUCGAGACUUCCAGGUAUCGCCAUCCGCUACAUUCUUGAUGCGGUGUUCAUGGUCUAUGCUGGUGCAAGUACUCCUGCAAGAUGGUGUGAGUGUCGACUCACGCGUGCUUUACCAUAUCCUACACGAUUGUCGCCAUGACAACAGUCAAGAUCUGAGUUAUUCACUCCGUCCGUUCGUCAUUGUGUCGUUCCUCAUUGACAUGCAUGCUAGCGGUGGUACAGAAAACUGGUUGCCUGAUACCGUUCUGUCUCUCAUUGAGGUUGAUGUAGAUCUCAAACAGUUGCUAUCGAAACGGAAAAAGCAGGUAUUAGAUGCUUCAUUUGGUUCAAAUCCCCAGAAGCAACCCUCGUGCCGAUCGUGGCUGAUGUGCGUCCCCGGAUCGAUCCAUGUGGAAAUCCUAAAAAGGCUUAAAGAACCAGUACCGUGGGCCGAUGAGGAACUCCGCUGGGAACUUGUGGUGUCAUACAUUAGCCGCCUCACCCCAUCACCACUGCCAGUUGCUACGGAAGCCACAAGUGAUUCAAACCCCUCUGAAAAGAUGCAUGAAAGGUAUUAUUGUACAGUUUACGAAGCGGUUCUAACGUUACUAACACUUCUACCGAAGCUUUCCUCUGCAGCCCCCGCCAAGUCCGAUAUUCAAGUCGCGACGGAGCCCCUCGGCGACGAUCUCGCUCGCCCCUCGCCAUCCGUGCAAAAACACAUACGACUCCUGCAGGGGCUGAUAGGGCAUGCCACCGCGCAGCUGCGGUUUUCCCCCCCUCCGCACAUGCUCUUACCCAAUCAGACGGACCGUCUGCUCCCACGGCCUCCCACUGAAAAGGGCCGAGGGAGCCUAGUUGACCCGAUCGCGCGCUGUGCGGUGGCGGAGGCCCUGGUACGGUCCAGCUGCCAGGUCUUGCAGGGCCACGUGGGGGGGCCUGGACGCGGCCUGACCUCCCCAGGCCCAGUGACCCUCCACAGCCUCGUGAAGCUGUGCUGCCGUGUCGCGGAGUGGAGGAAGGAGCUGGGGCUCACAGGACAAACAGGGGAGGCCAUGGCACUAGAAGCGUGCGCGCAGGAACUGAUUCAACGGCAAGGCGAUACCUGCGGGAUCCACACUGUCUAUCCCAGCAGCUUGCACCUGCUAUACAAGCUGUGUGCGGUUCGAGGUCGGCAGUGGGAACGCGCCUUGCAGGUGACAAAGUACUUGAUUGAACUAGAGAAAAGGGUAAAUCAGACGGAGGAAACGAACGAAAAUAAUGGAGUCGACCUGCCGGAGGAUUCCCUUUAUAAACGGGUGAAUCAAGAACAUGCUCACCGCAUGAUGCGGGUCGUGCAGCCAAGCCAUUACCAGGCGUUUCAACGCCUUUUUGGUUGGGAGCAUGGGCUACAGUUGUGGUUUGAUCACUUUCCAAGUGAAGUCAUACAACGCGUGAGUGAGAAUCCGGCAGCACUAAACUGGUGUUUAUCAGCUUCCGACACCGGAAAGAAGUGA
Messenger RNA from Phytomonas sp. Hart1, 3282 nucleotides. Lineage: Eukaryota; Euglenozoa; Kinetoplastea; Trypanosomatida; Trypanosomatidae. The record is from the annotation of a GenBank genome assembly.